Molecule: messenger RNA, 759 nt
Organism: Cryptosporidium ubiquitum
Lineage: Eukaryota; Apicomplexa; Conoidasida; Eucoccidiorida; Cryptosporidiidae
Exons: 1
Coding region: 1-759 (252 amino acids)
Biological process (GO): proton transmembrane transport
Cellular component (GO): vacuolar proton-transporting V-type ATPase complex
Molecular function (GO): proton-transporting ATPase activity, rotational mechanism
Source: RefSeq, a predicted model, not a curated record
AUGUUUGAUAUUUUUUUAUGUUGCAGCCAUAGUAGUUUUAAUGAGUUUUCACAAGAGGAAAAGGAAGAAAUUCGAAUUGAAUGUGCCACAGAAAAGGUUUGGCAGGAAAGCAGUCCAAAAGAAACUUUUCAGAACUCAAUUAAUGAUUUGAGGAGAGCAGAGAGAGAGGCUCUGGAAAUCGUUGAAAAGGCAAAGAAAAAUAGAAGAGAAUAUUUGCGGCAAGCAGAGGCUGCUGCUAGAGAAAUCAUUAAGCCUUACUAUGAUCUUGCAGACCAGGAAUUUAAAGAAAUUGAAAUUUCACUUAAUAAAGAACUCCAUAUAAAAUCUUUGGAAAAUGCAUUGGACAUACAGAAAGAUUCAGAUCAUAUGGACGAGAUUGAACUAGAAGAAAGAAAGAAUGAGGUUAUAGAAUAUAUAUACUCUAAGAUUUCAGACGUAAAGUUGGUGCUAGAGAAUCCGAAGUUUGUCAAGAGUCAACUGGAGAGGCACAAAAUUAGUAAGACUCAUCACAAAAAACACCAUAUUAGGAAUAAGUUCAUGUCUUGGAGGAGUAGAGAUGACACAGAAAAGAAAAAGAAAGCAAGUAAGUCAAAAAACAAAUAUAAAAAAAUAAGUAAGGAAAAAGUAAUAUCUUUCUGUGUUGAAAAAAAUGAUUCAUCCAUGUCAACCAUAGAGUUAGAUGAGGACUACUCAAAGAUAGAUAAUUUAUAUGGAGCAUCUCGAGUUGUUAAUUCUUUUAACACAAUACAUUUGAAUUAG